Molecule: messenger RNA, 1516 nt
Organism: Chionomys nivalis (European snow vole)
Lineage: Eukaryota; Metazoa; Chordata; Mammalia; Rodentia; Cricetidae
Gene: Cd59
Product: CD59 molecule (CD59 blood group)
Exons: 4
Coding region: 158-547 (129 amino acids)
Source: RefSeq, a predicted model, not a curated record
CAGUUCUUGGGCGUGGCCAGAGGAGCUCGGUAGCUGUUCAGCUGACUGGCGGAGCCCGAGACCAGGUGCUUGCGACUCAGAAAGACCUGCAGCACUAAGGAACGGCGGUGGCAGGGUCUACCGAACUGCAAGGUGACAGAUUUGGUGGACGGGCACAAUGAGAGUUCAAAGGCAACUCAUCGUACUCCUGCUUCUGGCUGUCCUCUGUUCCACAGGUGUUAGCCUCAUGUGCUACAACUGUUUAGACCCGGUUUCCCCGUGCAGAACAAAUAUCACUUGUUCACCUAACCAGGAUUCCUGUCUCAUCGCUGUGUCCGGAAGGCAAAUCUAUCAGCAGUGCUGGAAAUUUUCAGAUUGCAAUUCCAUGUUCAUUUUGAGCCGAUUAGACCUCCUAAAUGUCCAGUACAGAUGCUGCCAGAUGGACAUGUGUAACAAAAAGCUCAAAGAAGACGGCAACGAUGCAAGAGAUGAGGCAACCUCCUUAUCUGGGAAGACUGCGUUGCUGGGGACUUCAGUUCUGGCAGCCAUCUGGAAGCUGUGUUUCUAAGUCAUCACUGAGCUCCGAAGCGCCUCUGUUCUCUAUCUUCUUGGGCUGCUGCAGCACUCCAAAGCUGUUAUUUUUUUCCAUUAUAGCCUUUUGGGAAAGAAUAAAGUUCACUUGAGUAUCGUGGAUAAGAAGAAGGGACUAAGCAGGGUGAGGAGCACCCUGCACCCAGGGAAAACCACUUGAAGUUUAAGGGUGAAGUUUGUAGAUCCAAUUCCCAUAGGUUAUACAAAUCUUUCUCUGCUCUUGGGAGGACUGGCUUUCUAUUUCUGCUUAAGUGGGCUUUUGGCAACCCUCAGGGAUAUCUCUCUGGUUCCUAGAAUAUAGCUGAGAAGUGCAGUCAGCACCUUUAGGGUGAGCGAGCCAGGGGGAUUCUUCAUCAUUCUGUCACACUCAUAAAAUACUUUCAUAGCCGUUGCAGAUCCUGAGUUGGUGUGUAAGUAGUCCAGAUGUGAGCUGUCCAUCAGGAUCACUGAUGUUUGUUUGUUUGUUGAAAAAGAAAAAAAGCUGUGAAUGAAACCCAGAUCCUUGAGCAGGGUGUAAGCAAGUCCUGUACCCUGAAGCCGUACUCCCAGCUCAAGCCUAUUAUCUGAACACUGGAGAGGCAAGGGAUUGCCAUAAGUUCAAGGCCAGCCUGACCACAUAGUGAAUUCCAGGUCACCCAGAACUAUAUAGUAAGACUGCCUCAAGAAAAGAAAAAAAGAAAGAAAAGUAAAAGAAAAAUCAAAACACUAACAAAAAAAAUGAAGGAAACACAAAAAGUCUGUCUGUUCUUUUUCUAGAAGUGACUACAGUUUGAGGUUUUCUGCAUCUCUAAAUUUUGCAUGGGCUUUCCUAACUUUUAUUAGAAAAAUGUAAUUGCCUAUAAUAAUGUUGUAUUAAAGUUAUUUCCUCUCAUUUUUUUUCUUAGAAAAGCAAAUUAUCUUGACUUUGAGCCACAUAAUGAAAUAAUAAACAGCCUGUGCUAUAUGA